Penaeus chinensis is the source of this 876-nucleotide messenger RNA. RefSeq names its product glutamate receptor U1-like. The record is from RefSeq and is a predicted model, not a curated record. Gene Ontology annotation, cellular component: membrane. Bases 1 to 876 code for a protein of 291 amino acids. The transcript has 6 exons. NCBI's taxonomy places the organism in Eukaryota, Metazoa, Arthropoda, Malacostraca, Decapoda, Penaeidae. Gene Ontology annotation, molecular function: glutamate-gated receptor activity.
AUGGCCGGAGAGAACAUCGUGGGCGCAGAAGGGAUAUGUAUAAUGAUGCUGGAUUCUCUCGCCCACAGAUACAACUUCACGUAUAAAUUGUUCCUGCCGUAUGACGGGAACUGGGGCGCCAUGACGUCCAACGGCUCCUUCAACGGGAUGGUGGGGAUGGUGCAGAGCCACUGGAUGGACUUCGCCAUGGCAACGAUCACCAUCACCCAGAUCAGAGAGACCGUCAUAGAUUUCACUCACGCCUUCUACGAGGAACCGACCGCCAUUCUCAUUCCUCCGGCUCGGGAGCAGAACAACUUCCUUGCUUUUCUUCAGCCAUUUACGUGGCAGGUCUGGACGCUGAUUCUGAUAAGCAUUUUGGUGGUCGGCCCAUUGACUGGCUUGCUUGUGAACUCUGUUGACUUACCUGUCUUGUAUCCACAUCGCCAAGAAAGCAGCGCCCGGCCCCUCGUUAGAUACGUGUGGGACUCUGCUUUCUGUUUGACUUCACAAGGAAACAACAUGAGGCAAUCAGAGCCGGCGCGCAUCCUGUCGGCCUUCUGGUGGGUGUACAGCAUCACCAUCAUCUACACCUACAACGGGACGCUCAUCGCCUUCCUCACGAUCCCGAGUCUCACGAACCUCAUCAACUCACUGGACGAGCUGGCGAAUCAGAGAGACGUGCUGUGGACGUACAGGAGUAACUCGGCCCAUGAGACGCUUUUUGCUAACGCGCCGGCCCCGGGGACUUAUAACAAAAUCGGCAAGCUUCUCGCAGAAAGGCCGGACCUUUUGGUCAGAACGGACCAGGACGGAGUGGAGGCGGUUCUUGGAGGUCACACUGCUUUUGUUAAGGUUUGUGCGCCGAUAAGGAUGGGCGAACUGGCACGAGUAUAG